CGAGUCCGGAAAGGUCACGGACUUGGGGGUGGAAGAAGGACUUGGAAGGUGCCAAUCCGUUGAUCUGACGAAACACCUCACACGUUAGCCUUGAAACAAUUGGGGGAUUCACUAAUACGAGAGUGAGAGGGGCAUGCUGAAAUAUUAGAUCAGACGACGGACAUGGUGGAAUCCAUUGCUGGAGCAUUGGGGAACGAUUCCUGUCCUCGACGUCUAGAGUGAAAGUGAGGUCCAAUUUGAGGGGGAGCUUUGGGGGUCGGUGCAUGAGCUUCACGACGGCGAUAGUGGGGUGCUGCCUGCCACUCUGCCUAGAGACAAGCGAUAGACGAGAUGGUGAUUCGACGAGUCUCUGAAGGAAUAGGCAGCAAGCCGUGCCGGAGACUCCCCACCACCUAUACAGCCAUGCUCGAAGCACCCGCCCUAUCGCACCUUCCCCUUGAACCGCAGGCUGGCAUCGGGGCACACGAGGAAGCAAACCAGGUGAAACAGGAUUCCCGCCCUAAAAGACCAUGUAGCGUGGGAUAUCUGGCGGCGUGCGGCGUUGAGCAAGUCUCGGAGAGAAGUGGUGAUGGGCGGUUGAGGACGAGCAGGGACGACGUCGCUUUGGCAGAGAUUUUUUUUUUUUCUCUUCACUGUCUGGGAGGUCUGGACAGGAUGGGAGCGGAUCCGGGCAAGGAAGCUGUGGUACACUGUGGUACGCUCGAGAGGAAGGGUCCGAGAGGUGCCAGUGCGGUGAGACCUCGUGGCUGCAGGUACAUAUGGAGACCGCAACGGCUAGUGGGUAGUGAUGAUGUCUGCAGGCCUAGGGGGGGGGGUGUGAAGGUUAAAACAAGGUGGGUGUAUUAAGGAACGACUGCACUCUGGAGGCACUCCGUCCACUUUUCGCGAAAAGAGUUAUUGCGGCUGCAACGAGAAAUAAUUGGGCGUACCAAGACGAUGCGCGUGGGCCGGCCAACUGCCAGCGAGC
This is a messenger RNA of Lindgomyces ingoldianus, 967 nucleotides long. RefSeq lists its product as uncharacterized. The record is from RefSeq and is a predicted model, not a curated record. NCBI's taxonomy places the organism in Eukaryota, Fungi, Ascomycota, Dothideomycetes, Pleosporales, Lindgomycetaceae. Bases 331 to 846 code for a protein of 171 amino acids. The transcript has 2 exons.